AGAGAGAGAGAGAGAGAGAGAGAGGCGAUUGCUAUAAUCCAAUUUAUUUGUAUUUGUGGCUCCAUCGACAUCCACGCUCCGAACCAAAUCCUCAAUCCUCAUCAGAGAGAGAGAGAGAGAGAGAGACUCUCUCUCGUUCUCGUCCUACUCCAAAUCCUUCCUAUUCAUCAUGGCCUCGUCCAUGGCCUCCAUCUCCAGAUUCCUCCACAGAGACUGUAGAGUACGAGCUCGCCAUGGCGUGUACCAGCUGGGCCCUUCCUCUCCUCUUCCCAGGAUUCUCUCUCACAUCAAUCGCGCUUUUGGGAGCGGAUUUGCGGUGUCUGCUGGAGAAAGAGAAGGGAGCAUUUCUGUUCCCUGCACUAUGCAUUCGCCGUUUGUUCCUGUUCUGCAGUAUGUUGAUGAUGAUCUACUGUAUUUUUGGAACUUGUUUCGUGUUGGCUUAAAUGGGCCAGCAUUCUGUCCUGUGGCGAGAGACCGGGUUGGGCCGAAUCAUAUUCAAAAUGGCGUGAGGCUGGGUAGGCUGAGUCAUGUUUGAAGUGGCGUGAGGCCGGGUGGGCCAAGUCACAAUUGAUACCCGGUGUACUGUUGUCUGAGCAAUGCUAUAAGAGUAGUACCAUGUCGAGAUACCCCUAACAGCGGAAUCAGAAACACCAAAUUGGAGCUUUUUUCAAAAUAGAAGUUCCACAUUUUUGCCCCAUGAAUCGGCAAGUUUUAUGCAAGGCGGAGGCAAAUGUUUCUGGGAAUGUUCCAGAUAGUGCACCUGCUAAAUUAAGCCAGUAUGAGAAGAUAGUUGAAUUGCUAACGACCCUUUUCCCUGUCUGGGUUAUACUUGGCACAAUCAUCGGAAUAUACAAGCCAUCUGCGGUUACCUGGUUGGAGACGGAUCUUUUCACCGUAGGUUUGGGAUUCCUAAUGCUUUCCAUGGGCCUAACUUUGACUUUCGAGGACUUUAGGAGAUGUAUGAGGAACCCGUGGACAGUAGGAGUGGGAUUUCUUGCACAAUACAUGAUCAAACCCAUGUUAGGUUUUGUUAUUGCAAUGAGCUUGAAGUUAUCAGCUCCUCUUGCAACUGGUCUUAUUUUGGUUUCAUGCUGCCCUGGAGGCCAGGCGUCAAAUGUUGCGACUUAUAUAUCUAAAGGAAAUGUUGCACUAUCAGUUCUUAUGACAACUUGUUCGACAAUUGGUGCUAUAGUAAUGACACCUCUUCUUACAAAGCUCCUCGCUGGUCAGCUUGUCCCUGUAGAUGCAGCGGUAAGAACAUCAAAGUUUCUUCAUGUAAAACUGUAUAAAUGCCUUCACAUGAUGUUGAAGGAAAAUUACUUUUUUUUUCAGGGUUUGGCGAUCAGUACUUUUCAGGUUGUUUUAGUGCCGACUAUUGUUGGAGUAUUGUCGCACGAAUAUUUCCCAAAAUUUACAGAACGAAUAAUUACUCUCACCCCAUUGAUUGGAGUUAUCCUUACUACACUACUUUGUGCUAGCCCGAUUGGACAAGUAUCAGAAGUGUUGAAGGCACAAGGAGCACAGCUUAUUGUUCCUGUAGCUCUCCUGCAUGCUGCUGCUUUUGCUCUUGGUUAUUGGUUGUCCAGAUUCUCAUCCUUUGGUGAAUCCACUUCACGAACAAUCUCCAUCGAGUGUGGUAUGCAGAGCUCUGCACUUGGAUUCCUACUUGCCCAGAAGCACUUCACUAAUCCACUUGUUGCUGUUCCUUCAGCAGUCAGCGUCGUAUGCAUGGCGCUUGGCGGGAGCGCUCUCGCAGUUUUCUGGAGGAACCGGCCUAUCCCGGCGGACGACAAAGAUGAUUUCAAGGAAUGAUGCACAUUGAUUUCGGAAUUCUCAGAGGCUUUAGCUAGUGAGUAGCAUUUUGUAGCAUCCCCCUAAAUUUUGCUUUGGGGAACAUCUAAUCUGUAAGUUGUAGAGUUGUAGAUUUAUUAGGGUUUGUAUUUGGUUCCACAAUAUGGUCCUUGUGAAACAAAUUAGCUCAUACUAGGUGUGUUAGUUUAGUUUUCACAUCUUAGAGCCAAGGAUUGUUGAUGAUUGUGUGGCAUGAUUAGUAAAUUUAGUCGAAUAAAUUUUCUCUGGUGAGUGUUGAAUGAUUUUGCAA
Molecule: messenger RNA, 2101 nt
Organism: Ananas comosus (pineapple)
Lineage: Eukaryota; Viridiplantae; Streptophyta; Magnoliopsida; Poales; Bromeliaceae
Product: probable sodium/metabolite cotransporter BASS2, chloroplastic
Exons: 13
Coding region: 697-1812 (371 amino acids)
Cellular component (GO): membrane
Source: RefSeq, a predicted model, not a curated record